This is a messenger RNA of Epinephelus moara (kelp grouper), 2500 nucleotides long. RefSeq names its product dr1-associated corepressor. Gene Ontology annotation, cellular component: negative cofactor 2 complex; nucleus. Gene Ontology annotation, biological process: transcription by RNA polymerase II; positive regulation of transcription by RNA polymerase II; negative regulation of transcription by RNA polymerase II. Lineage: Eukaryota; Metazoa; Chordata; Actinopteri; Perciformes; Serranidae. Gene Ontology annotation, molecular function: transcription corepressor activity; protein heterodimerization activity; RNA polymerase II general transcription initiation factor activity. The transcript is spliced from 5 exons. Bases 89 to 760 code for a protein of 223 amino acids. The record is from RefSeq and is a predicted model, not a curated record.
UUUCAGGUGAAGGUAAACAAAUGGAGUCGGUGUGUGGUGGAAACAUGAAGCAGAAUGUGACGGCUCGGUUCACACAGAAGGCGGAAAGAUGCCGGGAGCAAAGAGACGGUACAAUGUUCGGUUUCCUCCGAGUCGGAUCAAGAAGAUGAUGCAGAAGGACACGGAGGUGGGGAGGAUAGCGAUGGCAGUUCCUGUGAUUAUCUCUCGAGCUCUGGAAAUGUUCCUCAAGUCUCUACUGACUAAAAUCUACCUGAUCACUCAGUCCAAGUUCAGCGCCGUCGUGUCUGUUGCUCACAUGAAGCAGUGCAUCGACUCAGAGAAGCUGUUCGACUUCCUCAAAGACCUGGCGGAGCGAGCCACGUCUAUGGCAGCCCAGAAGGACACCAGAGGGCUGAGCAUGUGGCCGCUGUACAGUACCAAACGACCUGAAGUUCCUGUUAAAAAACCGUCUGAAGUCGCAGAAAAGAAGCCACGACGGAGUGUCGACUCACUGGACAACGACUCCAGCUCCGGAGUAUGUAUUUUAUCUGCAGCUGAACUCAGGUUCAGGUUCUGGCUCUGUUCUCUGAGGAGUUCCUGUUCCUGUUCCUGGUCUCACCACCGUCUGCAGAGCAGGUCUAUAUAUUCUGACACACUCAGGUUCUGUUCUGUGGCACAAACACAUCAGGAGGAGCUCCUGUUCCUCCUCUCACCGUCAGGAGGAGCUCCUGUUCCUCCUCUCACUGUCAGUAGAACAGCUCAGACACAGAGGAAGUUUUAAUGAUGCCGCUGUCACUGUCAGUCUGACCCUACAGCGCCCCCCCUGAGGCCGUAACCUUCAUCACUCUGCAGAGAACAAAUUAAGUUUUUCUGAUUCUCCUCUGAAAUAGUGACCGAGUACAUUUAAGUGUUUUUAUGACACUUAAUACUUGAACUCUGUCUCAGAGGAGAUUAUAAUAUUUAUUAAUCUGACACCUUCAGUUACUCUGCAGAUUAAUUAUAUAAAACAUAAUGAACAAUGGACAAAUACACUCAGCUGAAUACAGUCAUUUAAAACCAGCUGCAACAAUAAACUGGUCAACAUCAGAUAUUAUAAUCAGUAAUAUCACUGACAUCACUCUGAGACAAUCAGUCCUUUAUGAUGAUGCUUUUAAACCUCAGUGACUGUUUAACAGUGUGUCUACACCGUGUGGUACGACUGUGACCUCAGUGACUUUGUGUCAGCUGAGAUGAAGCAGACCAAACUAAACGUUUAUAAAAGAUGGAGAGAUGAACGUUCUCCUUGAGGAACCAUGAGUUAAUUAACCUGACCAGAGUCAGAGGACUUUAACACCGUGUGGUACGACUGUGACCUCAGUGACUGUUUAACGCAGGACUUUAUUUCCAGACUUGUGUUAAAUGGUUCGUUUCAAUCUUCAUUUAAACUUUGUUUCAGAUUCUGGUUUUCAGUGUUUAACUGCUGUUUUUUGUCUGUUUUCAGGAGUCGGAGCUGUUGGUGUGUUUCUGAGGGAGGAGCCAGAGGAGUCACUUCAUUUAUCUUUAUUUAAACUUUAACACAAGAACUGUGAGAAAAAAAAAAAGUUUAGUUUUUGUGUUUGGGGAUAGAAAACAUUAGUUAGAGAAUAUCUGACACAUUUAGCUGCUGAUGUAAAGUUUGGUUUUGUUUCUUUAGAUAAAUAUAAAUGAGGUAUUUUGAGUUGAAGCUCUUUAUUUUUGUUUGACGUAGAUGUUUUCUCUUUGGAGAAAAAGUACUUUGAUAAAGUCUAAUGAACUUUGAUAAUGAUGUGAAAUGUUUCAGACUUUUGAUUCUUUUCUUUAAACUUGAGUUAAAACAGGACGUUGUUCAGUGGUUGGUGAGAAGAAGAAGAAGACAACGUCUAAUUGAGAGCGUCUUCCUGCUGAACAGUGACGUCACAGUUUCUGAUUUUUAAAACUUUAACUGAAGGUUUUCCAGACGUUAUGAAUCAGACUGAAUGAAGUGUGCUGAGAUGAAGGAGCAGGUGCAGGUGCAGAGCAUACAGGGUCGCUUUAUUCCAAGAAACUAAUCUUUGUACAUGAUGAGGGGCUGAAAUGAUGAAUAAAUUAAACUUUGUGUGUUUUUACAUUUUGAAGCCAAAAUGAGCAAACGUGUCUUUUUGAAUCGCUACCUUAACUAGCUCGCUGCACCAGGAAGUGAUGACUGAGAAACAUUCUGUGGCAACGUCCCAGCUGAAGGUCAGAGCUGAAGGUCAGACUAACGACUCGAUGAGGAUCCAGUGGUCAGUUUGAAAUGAAACAUGCAACUUCACUACACUGACACUGACAGAGUUAAACAAGUAAAAAAUUCAUCACACACUGUUUUUUCUGUUUCAGUCGAAGGAACCAAACUUUUCUCUGAGCUCGUACAGUCGUUACUGAUUUACAGAAGAGGACGCCAAUUUUCUUCUUCUUUGUUUUCCGUCCAGAGUCCCAAUGGCACGCUCCGUUUCUUCACUCGCCUGAACCAGAGACUGACGGAAGGGCGGGGCUAGAUUUAAAUAUG